AUGGCGUUUGGUAAAGAAGCUCGAAUUAUUACUUUAUUGGUGAUCGAUGUGGCUUUCUUCUUAUUGGAAAUCAUCGUCGGAUAUGCGGUCGGUUCACUUGCACUCGUUGCCGAUUCGUUUCAUAUGUUAAACGAUGUGAUGUCACUCAUUGUUGCAUUGUAUGCUGUCAGAUUGGUAAAUCAAGGAAACGAAAAACGUGAUCCACGUUACUCUUAUGGUUGGCAAAGAGCGGAAAUUUUGGGUGCUUUGAUCAAUGGAGUUUUCCUUUUGGCACUUUGCUUUUCAAUCUUUAUGGAAGCAAUCGAACGAUUUGUCAAUGUUACCGAAGUUCAAAAUCCAAAACUUGUCGUCAUCGUUGGCUCGCUUGGUCUUGCUUCUAAUAUCGUCGGCUUGUUCUUAUUCCACGAUCAUGGACAUUCACACGGAGGACAUUCACAUGGACAUUCGCAUGGUACAGAAGGACAUAGUCACAGCCAUGGCGCUGAAGAUGGACACAGUCACUCACAUGAAGAACCACAGCAACUCCCUUCGUCCAGUCCAAUCGGCAAGAGACGUACACACGAUCGCGAACGCUCGGAAAGCGUCAGCAGUCUAUUAGGACAUCCCGCUGCAACACGGGCUUACGUUGUAAGAACAGCUCAUGAUCUAGGAUACGAUGCAAAUGCUGCAGGACCAUCUUCUCAUGAUACACAUGAACGUGAAGCACUCUUGAACAACAAGAAACAACAAUCAAAGAAUUACGGAUCUUCCAAUGGAUCGCAUGAUCAUAGCGAAAAUGGAAUCUCACACGAUGAUGAUUUAGAAGAUGGAGAUGGAAUGCGCUUACGUCACGGACACAGUCAUGGUGGAGGUGAAGGAAGUAUGAACAUGCAAGGUGUCUUCUUGCACGUUUUAGGAGAUGCUUUGGGUAAUGUUGGUGUCAUUGCUGCUGGUUUGUUUAUCGCUUUGAGCUCUGCUUGGUGGAGAUACUAUACCGAUCCUGCAAUCAGUUUCUUGAUCACAAUCAUCAUCUUCACUAGCGCUUUACCUUUGGUCAAAAGUGCAAGCUUUAUUUUGUUACAAGGUGUUCCGAGCGCAGUUCCCUUGGAUGAAGUUCAUUCUUCUCUACUUGAAGUCAAGGGUGUUUUGAGCGUUCACGAAUUGCACAUUUGGCAAUUGAGUGAAUCAAAGAAUGUUGCAAGUGUGCAUGUCUUGAUCGACGUGGAUGAAGCCAAUUUGACCGAUCAAGCUGCCACUUCUGCUGCAAAACAUCGUUACAUGGAAAUCGCUCAGCAAAUCCGUAACAAGCUCCAUAAAUUCAACAUUCACUCUUCCACCAUUCAACCUGAAUUCGUUCGAGGUGGAAUGCGUGGAGUCGCACGAGCACAUGGAGUGGAGAUUGAUGAACAUGUCACCAAUGCUAUCGGAAAGCUCGUUUCCAAACAAGGUGAAUUGGUUGAACGUACAAUCUCAAAGAACGGUUCUUCUGCUUGUUUGAUUGCUUGUGGCCCUGAUGGAAACUGCGUCGAAUCUGCUUGUUGUCCACCAAUCAGUGCAAACGAAGAUGCCCCAAAGUCAGCCAGCAAAGCUCCUUCAACCUAUGAACACAGUCAUGAUCACGAUCAUGCAUAG
Meira miltonrushii is the source of this 1611-nucleotide messenger RNA. Its product is annotated as cation efflux protein. Gene Ontology annotation, biological process: intracellular zinc ion homeostasis; zinc ion transmembrane transport. NCBI's taxonomy places the organism in Eukaryota, Fungi, Basidiomycota, Exobasidiomycetes, Exobasidiales, Brachybasidiaceae. The coding region runs from base 1 to 1611 and encodes 536 amino acids. The transcript is spliced from 3 exons. Gene Ontology annotation, molecular function: zinc ion transmembrane transporter activity. The record is from RefSeq and is a predicted model, not a curated record. Gene Ontology annotation, cellular component: membrane.